AUAUAUAUCUAGAGAAAGAAAGCUUUAGAGAGAAAGUUUGAGAGAGAGAGAGAGAGAGGAACAUGAGAUUUGUUGAAUAAAUUCACGAGAGGAAGGAAGAUAAAAGAAAAAGGAAAGCAGUUGAGAACAAUAACAUGGGCUUAUCGCAUGUUUGCUUCACGCAAGCAGCUAAAUGUGGGGGUUAAGCCUUUGCUCUCUCGCGUGGCUUUAAAGACUUCUUCUAUCCUUUUAUAUCACAACCCAUUAAAAAACUAACCAAAAAACCCACACCCACCAAACCCUAAAACUCCUCCUCCUCCUCUUCCUCCUCCUCCUCUCCUCCUUCUCCUCCCCUUUUCAAGUACUACGUACCCCACAAACCCUAAUUAUGUUAUAAUCAUACCCAAAGAAGAAAGGAGAAAAAGAAAGAGAGAGAGAGAGAGAAUCAAAAACAAAUGAGUGCAAACCCUACUAGUAGUGGCGGAAGCAGCGGCGGCGGAAGCGGUAGCGGCGGCGGUGGAGGGCCAUGCGGUGCGUGCAAGUUUUUGCGGCGGAAGUGUGUGCCGGGGUGUAUAUUUGCGCCUUACUUUGAUUCGGAGCAAGGAGCAGCCCAUUUCGCAGCUGUGCACAAGGUGUUUGGGGCGAGCAACGUGUCCAAGCUUCUUCUCCAUAUUCCUAUGCAUAAGCGGCUUGAUGCGGUGGUAACAAUAUGUUAUGAAGCGCAGGCUCGGCUUAGAGAUCCUGUAUACGGCUGCGUUGCUCACAUCUUUGCUCUUCAACAACAGGUGGUGAAUUUACAAGCAGAGCUCUCGUACUUGCAAGCCCACCUUGCAACAUUAGAGCUACCAUCACCGCCACCCGCUCCACCGCCUCCAACAGCGAUGACACCACCACCACUCUCCAUCGCGGACCUCCCUUCAGCCUCUGUCAUGCCUGUCACGUAUGAUUUGUCAUCACUUUUCGAUCCCAUGGUGCAACCCUCGUGGGCCAUGCAGCAGCGCUCCAUGGAUCCACGUCAAUUAGGAGGCGGCGGUUCAUUGUCGGGUGGUGGCGGCGAUCUCCAAGCAUUGGCACGAGAACUCCUCCAUAGACAUGGGUCUGCACCCCCCGGAUCCACUUCUUCAACGUCUCCAUCUCUCUCCAAAUUAGACUGACCUCAGUGGGUUCGUGUUGAUCAAAUGCAUGCUAGGAAGAGAUCGAGGGCUUAAUUUCCAUGUUAUAAUGGGCAAGUAAUUUUAGUAACUGAGCUAUAUUAAUUCCGUUUUAUUUUUAAAAAGUACUAGUGAAAUUCAAAUUACUUUAUUCA
This is a messenger RNA of Alnus glutinosa, 1285 nucleotides long. Its product is annotated as LOB domain-containing protein 18-like. The coding region runs from base 435 to 1133 and encodes 232 amino acids. The record is from RefSeq and is a predicted model, not a curated record. Gene Ontology annotation, cellular component: nucleus. The transcript is spliced from 2 exons. Lineage: Eukaryota; Viridiplantae; Streptophyta; Magnoliopsida; Fagales; Betulaceae. Gene Ontology annotation, biological process: hormone-mediated signaling pathway; positive regulation of DNA-templated transcription.